Rhopilema esculentum is the source of this 1360-nucleotide messenger RNA. RefSeq names its product N6-Methyl-AMP deaminase. Gene Ontology annotation, molecular function: adenosine deaminase activity. Gene Ontology annotation, biological process: adenosine catabolic process; inosine biosynthetic process. The record is from RefSeq and is a predicted model, not a curated record. NCBI's taxonomy places the organism in Eukaryota, Metazoa, Cnidaria, Scyphozoa, Rhizostomeae, Rhizostomatidae.
UUCUUCCUAAAUGGCGCGAGAAGUGGUAGAUGACGACAACAAUCAUGUUAUAUGUGCCACACAUCUUUUUUGGAAUGGGUGGCGUUUGAUCAUGAUCAGGGACGCCGAAACGACCAAGGGGCAGGAGAGGUUUAAUUACCAAAAGAUGUAAAUAUGAGUUCAUCAGUCAAAAAAGAUCUUGCUAAAUUCUGUGAACAACUCCCCAAAGUUGAGCUGCAUGCACACCUUAAUGGCUCAAUCAGUAAAGAAACAAUAAAGACACUUAUCAGCAUGAAAAAAUACCAUUUAGACGACCAAGAUAUUACAGAAGAAAUGACUUCAAUUUUAAAUGGGGAACAAAAGACAUUAAAUGACUGUUUUGCAAUUUUUAGAAUUGUUCACAAUGUCGUUGACAACCCAGAGGCAGUGUAUUUUGCAACAAAAAAUGUGAUUAAAGAUUUUGCAAAUGACAAUGUAAAAUACCUAGAGUUGAGAAGCACACCUAAGAGUAUUGGAAAUAUGACUAAAGAGAUGUAUAUGGAUGCAGUUUUACAGGCUAUCCAUGAAUGUAAUAAUGAUUCCGAGCUAGAUAUCAUUACAAUUUUUCUAGUUUCCAUUGACAGACGUAAUGGUACGAGCAUUGCUGAGCAGACAGUUGAUCUUGCCAGAAAGUACUUCCUUAAAAACCAGUAUGUUGUUGGCAUAGACUUGAGUGGUGACCCAAGACAUGGAAAGCCAAAUCAUUUUGCCCCUGCACUCAUUAGGGCAAAGUCUCUAGGACUUAAAACAACAGUGCACCUUGCAGAGAUCAAAGGUAAUGAUUCAGAUAUUAAAAUACUGUUAGAUACAAAGCCAGACAGAAUUGGUCAUGGGACAUUCUUGCGACCAGAGGAUGGUGGUUCUCGGGAAGCUUUAGAUUUUGUUAGGCACCAUAAGAUUCCAAUUGAACUUUGCCUAACAUCCAAUGUCAAAGCACAAACGGUUCCAAGUUAUGAUGUACAUCACUUUAAGAAGUGGUAUGAUGAAAAGCACCCAUGUAUAAUAUGCACUGAUGAUAAGGGUGUCUUCGCUACAAGUCUGUCUAAAGAAUACUACUUGGCUGCAAUUUUUUUUCAGUUCAACAAGGAUGCAUUAUGGGAGCUGUCAGAAAAUACCAUUGACUAUACCUUUGCACCAGACAACAUCAAAGAAGUUCUUAAGAAAAAAUGGCAACAGUCUAAGCUCUUAUUGAUGGACUAAGUGAAUUGAAAUUAAGAUAUCUUUUUUAAAAAUCAAAAUCCUCAUUUUUGUAGUAACGCCUUCACCUUUUAGAUUGCUUGCCGCUAUUGUGAUUCAAAUUUCUUAUGUCACUUGUAUUUCAGAUUAUUUACCUCUACUUUGG